Messenger RNA from Coffea arabica (coffee), 636 nucleotides. The record is from RefSeq and is a predicted model, not a curated record. NCBI's taxonomy places the organism in Eukaryota, Viridiplantae, Streptophyta, Magnoliopsida, Gentianales, Rubiaceae.
AUGGGAAGGAUUAAAGGAUCUCUAAAACAACCUGUGGAGACGAUGGGAAGCAGUAGUUUAGACAGGGACAAUGGUGCAAGGAAUGGAACGGAUCGACCUGACAGCAAACAGCUCAGGGAAGUUUUAUGGGGUGUGAAUGUGAUGAAAAUGAUUGGUGCCCCAAAUGUGGUAGAUUUCUUUCCAGUGCUGAAAGUGAUUGAUGUCAGUCAACCCAAUGAAGCUGACUGGCAUAGCAAGGACAUGAAAUAUUUGUUUCUGGGUUUAUUUGUUGUAGGAACUGAUACAAUUGCAGAGUUGCUGCGCAAUCUUGAAAUGAUGCGAAAAGCUACAUCCGAUAUCAGGGAAGUUAUUGGAUUGGGAAAAUUUGUUCAAGAAUCAGACAUUUCAAGGGUUCCUUACUUGGACAAAAGCUUGUGGCCAAAUCCUCACUCAUUUCUACUAGCAAGAUUCUUGGAUAGUGAGAUUGAUGUAAAAGGCCAACAUUUUGAGCUCCUUGCAUUCGGUACCGAGAGAAGAAUUUGCUUGGAACUGCCACUGGCUCAUCGAAUGGUGCAUCUCAUGUUGGCUUCUUUGCUUCAUAACUUUGAUUGGAAGCUUGAAGACGGGGAUAAAUCCAGAAAACAUGGACAUGUGUGA